GGUCAUUGUACGACUAUGAUAACCAUGGUGAUAACCGUCGUGAUGAAUAUCGUGAUGAAUAUCGUAUGACUAUCUCAAUUGACCCAUUAACCCAGAAGUUGGGAAGAUCUACCACCUUAAAGUCCUAUCAAAAGUAA
This is a messenger RNA of Cetraspora pellucida, 137 nucleotides long. The record is from the annotation of a GenBank genome assembly. NCBI's taxonomy places the organism in Eukaryota, Fungi, Glomeromycota, Glomeromycetes, Diversisporales, Gigasporaceae.